Mytilinidion resinicola is the source of this 1378-nucleotide messenger RNA. RefSeq names its product Phosphotyrosyl phosphatase activator. Gene Ontology annotation, cellular component: protein phosphatase type 2A complex; nucleus; cytoplasm. Gene Ontology annotation, biological process: mitotic spindle organization. The transcript has a single exon. Gene Ontology annotation, molecular function: protein tyrosine phosphatase activator activity; peptidyl-prolyl cis-trans isomerase activity. NCBI's taxonomy places the organism in Eukaryota, Fungi, Ascomycota, Dothideomycetes, Mytilinidiales, Mytilinidiaceae. The record is from RefSeq and is a predicted model, not a curated record. Bases 47 to 1327 code for a protein of 426 amino acids.
CCAGCUUCUUGGAGCAAACAACCACCCAACCUCACCACCAUAUACCAUGGCGCUUCCAGAUCCACCUUCUGUAUCCUCUCAUCCGCCAGACUUAUCCGCAAAGCUUCCGCGUCUUGUACCUCGCUCGAAGCCAAAGUCACAGCCUGAACAGACAAGCCCGCCUCCAACAGCCCCGCCGCUCCCUCCACCACCUUCGCUCGAGAACUGGCAGUACAUCCGCCCUAGCAGGCGCAUACUGUCUCCUCAAGAUCAUGAAAUCUUCCUAGCCUCGCCGACAUACACACUACUCCUCUCCUUCGUAUUCUCCCUCGCCGACUGCGUGCGCGACACACCCGUCUCCGCCGUCGACCAAACGAAUCUCCCCUCCUCUAUCACCAGCAUCCUCCACAUUCUCGACCUUGCCGAAGGCGUACUACAAAAAUGCCCACCAGAAGAUGCAGGUGGCUCGCGCUUCGGCAACCCAGCCUUCCGCGUCUUCCUGGAUGAAAUCGAGGCCGCACAACCGCUCUGGCACGAGAGUUUAGGCCUCAGUGACGAAGCAGCUAUCAAUGAGGUUUCCGUCUACCUCUCCAACAGCUUCGGCAACCGCACCCGUAUCGACUAUGGUUCUGGACACGAGCUCAAUUUCUUCCUCUGGCUGCUAUGCCUGAAUCGCCUUGGCCAUUUGCCUCCCGCCACCUUCCCCGCCGUCGUCCUCGUCGUCUUCCCACGCUACCUCCGGCUUAUGCGCGCGGUGCAGUCUACAUACUACCUUGAACCCGCUGGCUCGCAUGGCGUCUGGGGCCUCGACGACUAUCAGUUCCUGCCGUUCCUCUUCGGUUCCUCGCAGCUACUCCACCAUCCCUACAUCCGACCCAAAUCGAUUCACCAAGCUAUAAUACUCGAGGAGCAUAGCAAGGACUACAUAUACUUAGACCAAGUUGCGUUUGUCAACAGCGUCAAGACGGUUGAGGGGCUGAGAUGGCAUUCGCCCAUGUUGGAUGACAUCUCGGCAGCGAAGAACUGGGGGAAAGUGGAGGGAGGCAUGCGGAAGAUGCUGAUCGCAGAGGUGUUGAAGAAGUUGCCUGUCAUGCAGCAUUUCCUCUUUGGCUCGCUGGUGCCAGCAGUGGAGGGCAUGAGCACCGAAGAAGAUUAUGGUGUGGCAUCUGAAGAGGACGAAGCUGAAGGCGGGGAGGUGGUGGUGGUGAAGGAUGGGAUGCGCCAUGUGCACAGUCCAAGCUCUUGGGGAGACUGCUGUGGGAUCAAGGUCCCAAGCAGUGUGGGAUCUGCUCAGGAGAUGAGGAAGAGGUUAGGCGUUGGUGGAUUGCGGAGGGUGCCCUUCGAUUAGGUAUGAUACUUGAGAAUGAAUCAUAAACUGAUAUGUUCAAAUACUUCGCCA